UACCUGCGUGCAGGCUUUUCCUGUGACUGAGCAGUAGGAAACCAUCGCCUCAUCCAUCCUUGGGGCGGAUCACUUUGGAUACAUUCCCAGGUGGCGGUGAUUCCCGUUUAUGCACAUGGGAAACUAGUCCAAUCAUUUAUUUUUCUCACCGAACACCAAGUUCUGUGUCAGUAGGUGGGAUUUAAAUUUUUUUUUUUUUUGACCUACUUCUCUCUACGUCAUUUCAACAAACCUCCACCAUGAAUUACUUGCGUCGACGUCUCUCGGACAGUAAUUUCAUGUCCAAUCUGCCCAAUGGCUACAUGACCGACCUCCAACGCCCCGACCCGCCGCAGCAAAGCCCCGCAGUGUCGCCCGGGCCGGCGGAGAGGCGCCAGCCCGCCGCUCAGCCGCAGCCGCAGCCUGCAGGCGGAGGCUCCGGUUUCUUCUCCUCCAUCUCCAAUGCUGUCAAGCAGACCACCGCCGCUGCGGCAGCAACCCUAUCCGAGGCGGCGGAUCGGGCUGGAGUCUCCAGCCACGGCAAGAUCCUCCUGGUGAUCGACGACCAGCAGACCGACUGGGUGAAGGUUUUCAGAGGAAGAAAGAUUCACGGUGAAUUUGACAUCAAAGUAGAACAGGCAGAGUUCUCAGAGAUCAACCUAGUGGCCAAUGCCAGCGGCACCUAUAACGUCAACAUGGACGCCAUCAGGAAUGGGCAUAAGGUUACUAAAUCCUUCAGGUCAGACUUUGUGCUGAUCAGGCAGCACGCCUUCAGCAUGGACAGGAACGGAGACCAUCGCAACAUGGUGAUCGGACUGCAGUACGCUGGACUGCCAAGCGUUAACACCCUGCACUCUGUCUAUAACUUCUGUGACAAACCGUGGGUGUUUGCUCAGAUGUCAAGGCUCCACAAGCAGCUGGGCCCAGAGGAGUUCCCACUGAUCGAGCAGGUUUACUAUCCAAAUCACAAAGAAAUGAUCAGCGCCCCUAAGUAUCCUGUUGUCGUAAAGAUGGGCCAUGCUCACUCAGGAAUGGGAAAGGUGAAAGUGGACAAUCAGUAUGACUUUCAAGAUAUCGCCAGUGUUGUGGCCCUGACCAAGACCUACGCCACUUCCGAGCCUUUCAUUGACGCAAAGUACGACGUCCGCAUCCAGAAGAUUGGCAACAACUACAAGGCUUACAUGAGGACCUCCAUUUCUGGAAACUGGAAAACUAACACGGGCUCUUCUAUGCUGGAGCAGGUGGCCAUGUCAGACAAGUACAAAUUGUGGGUGGAUUCAUGCGCAGACAUCUUUGGCGGGUUAGACAUCUGUGCUGUGGAGGCUUUACACGGUAAAGAUGGCAAAGACUACAUUAUCGAGGUUGACGACUGUUCGAUGCCACUGAUUGGGGACCAGCAGGAUGAGGAUCGAGUUCAGAUUGCAGAACUUGUGGUUUCUAAGAUGCAAGAGACUGUUCCACGUACUCCCAGUUCUUCCUCGGUACGCGCGGCAGCGGGACAGCCGGCACAGAAAGCAGUUUCUCCUCAGCCUGUCUCACAGCCAAGAGUGCCACAGGCUCAACAGCGCCCCUCUCCUCAGGGUGGUCCCCAACAAAGUCCUCCGACCCAGCAGCGACCCCAGCCUCAGGGCCAGCCUCCAGCACCAGCUCAGCAGUCUGCUGCCAGCCCGGGUACCGCUGAGCCCGCUUCUCAGGCCAAGCCUAGCCAGGGCCCUUCAGCCCAAACCCGAGCCCCAGGCCAGGGCGCUCCUCAGCGAAGCCAGGGAGGUUCCCCUCAAACUCAGAGGCAGCAAUCCGUCUCCCAGCAGCAGAAACCUUCUGCCAGUCAGAAACCUCCCAGUGGGCAGCAGCAGCAGAAACCAGCCCCACUCCCUAGACAACAGUCGCAGGGAGGAUCACAGAAGGUCCAGCCAACCCGUCCCGGGCCUCCAACCACCCAGCAGCCGAGACCCGCUGCCCAGGGUCAGGGUGGCCCGGGGGGACGCCCCCCUCUGCAGCAAAAGCCCCAGCCCCCACAGAAGCCCAGUCAGGACAGCCCGGCUAUGGGCGGCUCUCCACAACUAAACAAAUCCCAGUCUCUUACCAAUACCUUCAACAUUCCAGAAACCCCAGCGCCCCGAGCCAGCCUUAGCCAGGACGAGGUGAAGGCUGAAACCAUACGCAAUCUACGCAAAUCUUUUGCCAGUCUCUUCUCAGACUGAGCUGGCAUCAGAUCCUCCCAUCCCUCUUUCUUCUCCUCCAGCUGAGAGAAAAACAGACAGGCAAACUGAUGGACAGACACCUCUUCUACACCCCACUCCGGAAAUGAGCAAGGACCAACAGAAUCUCCAAUUUAUGAGUGUGAUAUGAAAGUGUACACACUUGACACCCACUGCCCAAACAGUUAAUACCUAUUAGAGUGAACAAAAAGGUAGAAUAGAGUCAGAUGAUGUGAUGUUUCAGACAUUUCUCGCCUUGCUUAAAGCUUAACCGGGUCAUCAUGGCAAACCUCACAAAAGCCUAUAUAUGUGCAUGUGACACCCAUUAACUAAAAUCAGAAACAAAGCAGCACAAUACGGCUUCCUCUUGUUUGUUGGUGCUGUAAAUCCGUUGUGGUAUUUGUGGUCAAAAAAACUGAAGGACUGUACAAUUGUUAUUGGGAUAAGGAAAAUAGUAAAAAAAAAACAAUUUCCUAUUACUCCGUAAAAUCUUGAUCUAGUGACAAUUAUUGCAAGUUAUACUAAAAUAAAAGUAAAACAAAAAUACACUCCAUUUUCUUGAAAAGAUAUGCUAGGAAUUUUUUAUUUUUUUGGCAACAAAAUCAAAUACAGGAGCUGGGUUGCAAACCUUUUUGUAGCAACUUUACCUAAGAGCAAAUUUCCUAAUGCAAAAGCAAAGAGUGUUGCAUUUUAUUCCUAAGAUAACGGAAAUGUUAUUUGGUGUAGCAUUAGAGCAGAGGAGGAGACGGAAAUAAAAAAUAGCACCGUGGAAACUAUAAUCUCCACUUCUUCCUUUUCUUGUACAAGCUAGCGUUAGCUAAACAGUUCAGCUAGCUGCAGGUAAUUAGGAAGUUACGAUAUAAAACUCCCAUGAACCAUUGCUUCAGUGGUUCAUAAACACACUCUAACUCAAAGCAAGACAGUAAAGAUCAAGAUAGCAUCACGAUGUCAUCUCAGCUAAAUACUAAACCAAAAUUGCUAACAAAUAACAACCGAAUCCUAAUGAAAUUAAAACAAGCUCUCAUUCAGAGAAAAUGUAGAUGGGAUAAAACAGUUUCUUCAUAUUUGUUCUGUAUCUUGACAGAAUGUAUUUUCUGUCAGAUGGGAGCAGCUAAAAGUCUCAAUAUGGAGAGAGUAGGAUCCCACACAAAUAUGAAGGUAGAUAUGAAGUUACGGCUACUAGAUCACAAACAUUUUUCAUUUUCCUGUUCCUGUGGUUUAAAGUACUUUUGAUGAAAUCCCAGAGAGUGACCUGAGUUUUCUCCCGAUGUUUGAAGCAUAAAGUAGCACCACGCUCCAAGCUCUCAAUUUUACAUCUGUUGCUCCUUCCUUUUUUACAACUGUAAUAAUCAACAUUUUACUUCAUUUUUGAAGCAGUUUAAUAUAUAUUUUUUGGUUUUUCUGCUUUAAAUAAUAGGUAUUACCAUUUCAUAGCUCUGUAUACUUUUCCCUUUAACAGGGUGCUGCUACAAAUGAAACUAUGGCAUUUUCAUCAAAGUUAUCAUGUCAAGAAAACCUUAAAGAAACCCAUCCUUAGCUGGGAUAUUGUUAAUGAUAAGCAUUACUAAUAAGUCAUUUAAACAGUGAUAUAUUGACAAUACAAAUAGCAUCAGCAACCAAUGUGUUACUUUAUCUCUUGUUGUUAUGUUAUUUUACGUUAUGCUACUCUUAAAGAAUGAGUACACGCUAAACAUGAACCGUUUUGCUAUUUGCUUUCAUUGGGAGGAAGAGUUUGAGAUUUCACACAUCCUGAUUUGUCCAGUGGGGUUCCGACCCCCCAUCUUAGGAAUCCUGUGCCUCUGAUAAAACACAUUCCUAUAACCCACUCAAAAGUUAUCUACUUUAAUAUCAGCAGCUGAAUUUUAGUCUCAAUAAUCAGCAUGUAGCAAAAUGCUGUUGAUUAAAAAAACAAAAAAAUCUUUGAUCUCUUGAGGGCUACGGCAGAAAUGAAAAUAGAUUGGCUAUCUCAAUAUCGUCGGAAUUUGACUCGAAAGGUGCAAAAUCCCACCACCACCUGCCUCAAUAAUUUUUGUACAGUCCACUUCCACAGCUCCCCGCAGUGUUAGCAGACACUCUAGAUGUGUUCGAGCCGUUUCGACUGCUCACGGUGAUGUCGUAGCUGCAUGUCAAUAGGAGGCAACUGUUGCGGUUUCCAGCAUCUCACUUCGGCGCUUGUAACUGUGUCGUCACAUGUAGUGGAUUAGUCAGUAAAGUAGCUUCGUAGGUGUCGUGGGUAUGUCGUCACUCUCGCUUUCUUUCCAUUAAUUUUUGCUGCACACGAAUGAAACGCUCUUCACCUUAAGAAGGAAAAUAAAAGAAAAAAAUUACAAAAGAAAGCACGCCUUAGACAGACAAGAACUUCAGAUCAAAUGGAGCUGUCUCAGGGAUGUCCACUUGAUUGUGACACUCGUGCGUGGCUGAGGUUCUUCCAUUUUCAGGCACAAUGUGGCUGUUUACAGACGAUGAGGGACAUGCAUGCCUUUUUUUUUUUCUUUUCAUUUGCCGUGACGUGAAAUGUCUUGUUGUUUAAAAUACUUUUGCACAGACAUUCAGCAAAAAUCUUACUUGAAAAUAAUGUCAUGCACAAAUGUGUGAAGUUUGCAUUUUCAGGUUUAUUUGAUGGGGCACUUAAUGGGGCACUUGAUGGAGCGACAGCUCAUUAACCUCGCUCUCAGAGGUGGUGCUGAGCUGCAGAGAGGAGCAGCAAGGACUGGGAGUUAGAAAACGGUCAACAGGUUUUACAAUGGCCCUGACUUUCAAGGGGAGAGGGGGCGGUUGCAUUGCACUCCAAACCUGAGUCUGUUUUAUGAAUCUCAACAUCUACUUCCAACCCUGCUUCCUAUUCUUUUCACUGGGACAUACCCUUAUACUCAGCCAAGGAAUGUUAUUGUGAAAGUCGUGUGUGCAAUGAUAGCAGCAAAACAAUUGUAAUGAAGGAUCUCUGCAGAAGUCUUCACUAAUCGCAGCAGAAAUCCAAGUUGCUAGUGGAAAUCAACUCUUGUUACCAGACGCCAAACAUGUCUUCCAAAGAGAGUGCAUUCCAUUUGAAUAAUAAUGUAGAGCUGCAAUAACCUGCUUAUUUUCCCUUUUUUUUUUUUUUUUUAAAAGUAGAGAGUAAUCACAAAAUAUUGAUUCUGCAGAUUCUCCUUCACGCUGCCUGUGCUUAUUGGUCUGUUCGUGUAGCCACAGUGACUCCUUGUGCUCAACAGUGCAUUAAUGUGCAAAUUGUCCAAACCGAAUAGAUGUGCUGUAAAGAGCUCUGAGCUUCUCCCCCUUGCUGCUGUUUCAUGCUUGUUGAUGUUAGGUGUGCUGGUGAAUUGUUCAGUUUUUAAGUUAAAGGUAUUCAAGUGGCUCUUUUACUUAUUUCUAGCAUUGCCUUUAUAAAAUCUAUGAGGUUCCACAGUAUGGGGCUUGUAAUGUUAUGCAUUAAUUGAUUCAGGGUAUCAUUUUAAAAUUUCGCAACUCACUGUCGGCGCAUAUUAUUGUCUGAUUUAUCGUAAGUCUAUCAGCAAAAUCAGCAAUGUGUAAAAGCAAGCCAUCGCAUUUACCAUGGAUGGUUGUUUUUUAAUAAAAUAUUACCCUCAGAGGUCUCUGCCACUCUGAGACAUAAAACAUGCAAGGAAUGAGCAGAGGCAACAAUGCAACAAAGUUUCCUUUUCUUUGGGUUUGGGUUUUCACCAAUUUGGAUCCUUUACUGUGGCUAUAUUUGACUGUGAAUGUACAUUUUUGUUUGUUUUCAUACAGAUGACUUUAUUGUUUACCUAUUGCACUGUAUAAUCAUUGUGAAAAUAUAAAAUCAUUAUGAACCUGUGAAUGGGUUAAAGCAGUCAGUCGAUGCCUCUCAUGUUCAAAUCGUUACACCCUAAAUGUGAAAAAGUGCAAACGCCCGAGGUUCCUCGUCAUCGCAGACAAGACGAUGUGUCGUAUAAUUUAUGGUGGAUUAUUGAGUUAAGUGUAAAAAGAAAAAUAGAUGUUAUAUGCAAUGUAGCUAUAUCAUGUGAAAAUGAAUAUGUUAUUGAAACAUGGACACGUCCAAUAAAGUCUAUGACCAAAUA
Messenger RNA from Poecilia reticulata (guppy), 6232 nucleotides. RefSeq names its product synapsin I (gene syn1). Gene Ontology annotation, cellular component: synaptic vesicle membrane; synaptic vesicle. Gene Ontology annotation, biological process: neurotransmitter secretion. The record is from RefSeq and is a predicted model, not a curated record. Gene Ontology annotation, molecular function: ATP binding. Lineage: Eukaryota; Metazoa; Chordata; Actinopteri; Cyprinodontiformes; Poeciliidae.